Messenger RNA from Ostrinia furnacalis (Asian corn borer), 5546 nucleotides. RefSeq names its product Chitinase 6 (gene Cht6). The coding region runs from base 343 to 4977 and encodes 1544 amino acids. Gene Ontology annotation, molecular function: chitin binding; chitinase activity. Gene Ontology annotation, cellular component: extracellular region. Gene Ontology annotation, biological process: chitin catabolic process; carbohydrate metabolic process. NCBI's taxonomy places the organism in Eukaryota, Metazoa, Arthropoda, Insecta, Lepidoptera, Crambidae. The record is from RefSeq and is a predicted model, not a curated record. The transcript has 24 exons.
AAUAUCACAACAUGGCUAUCAUUAGUCAUAGCCGUCAUCGCCCUAGCAACACCAGCACGAUCGGCCGAGCCUCGAGUGGUGUGUUACUACACCAACUGGUCGGUGUACCGGCCCGGCACGGCGCGGUUCAACCCUCAGAACAUCAACCCCUAUCUCUGCACCCAUCUGGUCUACGCCUUUGGGGGUUUCACCAAGGACAACACACUCAAACCCUUCGAUAAGUACCAGGAUAUUGAGAAAGGUGGCUACGCCAAGUUCACUGGCCUGAAAACGUACAACAAGAACCUGAAGACCCUUUUGGCCAUUGGAGGCUGGAAUGAAGGCUCCACGCGCUUCUCACCCAUGGUGGCUUCCCGCGAGCGGAGGAAGGAAUUCGUCAGGAACGCCAUUAAGUUCCUCAGGCAGAACCACUUCGACGGUCUGGACCUGGAUUGGGAGUACCCAGCCUUCCGCGACGGAGGCAAGCCGAAAGACAGGGAGAACUACGCCAAGCUCGUGAAGGAAUUACGUGAGGAGUUCGAGAAGGAAUCUCAGAAGACUGGCAAACCUCGUCUGCUGUUGACCAUGGCGGUGCCGGCUGGUAUCGAGUACAUACAGAAGGGAUUCGACGUGCAGACUCUUAACCAAUACCUGGACUGGAUGAACCUGCUGACGUACGACUACCACUCGGCCUUUGAACCGGCAGUCAACCACCACGCGCCGCUCUACCCGCUCGAGGAGCCCAAUGAGUACAGCGUUGAUAACGAGCUUAACAUCGACUACACAAUCAAAUUCUACCUCGAGAACGGAGCGGACCGCGACAAGUUGGUGCUUGGCAUCCCGACUUAUGGACGGUCGUACACGCUAUUCAACCCUGAUGCUGUGGAGAUUGGAGCGCCCGCUGACGGCCCGGGAGAGCAAGGAGACGCCACUAGGGAGAAGGGAUACUUGGCUUAUUACGAGAUCUGCGAAGCCCUCAAGUCUAAACCGAACAAAAAGCGGAGCACAUCUGACGAGGAAUCUGAGGAAUAUUCGGAUGAAGAGGAGGAGGACUGGACUGUGAUGCACCCGAACCCCAAAGCCAUGGGCCCCGUGGCCUACAAGGGCAACCAGUGGGUCGGCUAUGAUGACAUCGAUAUUGUGAAGAAGAAGGCCGAGUAUGUCGCUGAGAAUGGACUUGGAGGUAUUAUGUUCUGGUCGAUCGACAACGACGAUUUCCGCGGCAACUGCCACGACAAGCCCUACCCGCUCAUCGAAGCUGCGAAGGAGGCGUACAUUGUUAAACUUGGUGCGACGGACAACUCCAUCGUGACGGACCGCCCGCAGUCGGUCACUCGCGCCAGCAGCAGAAGGAGGAACCGGCCUCGCGUCACCAGCACCACCACCACCACCACCGCCAGACCUUCUUCUUCCAGGACCAAGAGCAGCAAACGCAAGCCCUCACCAAGUGUUGUGAGCACGACACCCACCUGGAACAUCGCCACCCCUGAGCCGCCCACCACGCCCGAUCCUGGAGCAGACUUCAAGUGCACAGACGAAGGUUUCUUCCAACACCCGCGCGACUGCAAGAAGUACUUCUGGUGUUUGGACUCCGGACCCUCGAACCUAGGCAUCGUGGCCCAUCAGUUCACUUGCCCUUCUGGUCUAUUCUUCAACAAGGCCGCCGACUCGUGCGACUUCGCCCGCAACGUGCUCUGCAAGAAGCCAGCGGCCACCACCAAGGCACCCGCCACCAAGGCCCCGUCCACCACCACCACCACAGCCGCCCCCUCCACCACGAGGAAACCCAUCAAGCUUAGUACCAGGAACUCGCUCCUGUUCAGGACUACUACCACGACCACUACUACUCCUGAGCCUGAGAGUGAAGAAGAAUACGAAGAAGAUGUCGCAGAAGAUAACGCUGACAUUGAGGCUGAAGACCCGAGGGUUAUCAAGGAGUUGAUUGACUUGAUUAAGAAAGUUGGUGGAGUGGAACAACUAGAGAAGCACUUACAUUUCGGAGAGACGUCCGCCAGUACCGACGGUGCGAUCACCACCACGCCAUCCUCCUUCAACAAGAAGCUCUACCAGAAAGUCUUAGAGAGAACGAGGGGCAAGAGCAAGUUUGGUAGCAACAGUAUAUCCGAUUCUGGAACAGCCCAAAACAGCCGAAGAGGACCUCAGAAUGCUGGUUUGGAACCGACAGCCGACAAAGAUAAGCUAUUGAGAAAAGAUCGUCCACAAUAUACAACAAUCAACCGGUCGCGGCCACCAACAACAGCAGCCCCAGAGCCUCAAGAGGACAGUGACGAGAGCGAAGAUGAAAUCGAAGAGCCACCACAGCAGCUGUCUCGAGCCCGUACAGUGGAGGAAGACAUAUAUGUGAAAACUUCUGCGAAGCCGCUUCAAUAUGUUAAUAUCCGUCGAGCGAGGCCUACAACAACAUCAACUUCCGACACCGCUGAUGAUACUGCUUCAAGAAACGCACUGUUUGAACGAGUAGAGAAUUAUGUCUCGGUUUCCGAGACACCAAACACACUGGAUAUCCUGAGCGCGAGACGAGAAAAUGUACCUGAGUAUGUCACUAUUAGAAGGCAAAGACCGACAACAGAAGAAACUACCACUGCACAGUACGAGAAUACUCAGCAAGAGGUAGAAACUCAGAACACUGCGCUUGAAAGAGAAAUCUCGACUCAGCCUCAGUACACGUCAAUCGUGAGAGUACGCUCCACUACUGAAGCUACCAUCGAAGAACCGAGCAGUCCUGAACCUACCACUAUACUUGCCGUCCAAAUAUCUUCCCUACUAAACUCGCCCAGUUCAGCUGAAGAUGAACUGGAAACUUCUCCUGCCGAUGAAGAGAUUACGGAAGCUGCUACGACUACAACGACCACGACUUCAAGACCUACUACUACUACGACUUCAGCGCCCUCUAGCGCACCAACCCGGCGCACAGUUCUUCGCAGACGAGGCUCCACCUCAACCACCACCACCACGCCAGCGCCAUCCACGUCCACACAGGCUCUCAAAGAUCGCCGGAACAACUUCUUGCGUCGCACCAAAGCGACCGCUCCACCAGACACCACAGACACAGAAACUGAGACCACAGACAAUGUAGAGACCACCACGAGCAUAAGCAAGUUCACCAGGCGCGGCGGUUCCAAAUUCAAGAGCCGAAAGGAAACCGAAAAGGCGCGAAUUGAGAAACCGGCGAAGAGUAACCGGACCGACGAGCGGCGACCGACCGCUUCGAGGACCAGUGAGCGACCGACGCGAACGUUCGUGCGGAGAAGGCCUGGUGGGGCGAACUCGUCAACCACCACACCAUUGCCUUCUUCAUCUUCCACCUCUGCCGGGUUGACGCGCCGCCCCUUCCGCGUGGCCAGUCGCCGAAGACCAGCCUCUAGUACCACCACCACCACCACCACUACUGAAGCCACCACCAGCACCGACUCCACAGCGGGCCUGGGUAGCGAGGAGUCGCUGCAGGAGAUUGAGGAUACAGACAUCAUUGAAGACCCAACCCUCGAGCCUCGCCCGGCCACCCAAAAGAAGACCUUCAAAGUCCAGCGGCGUCCUCUAGUCAACCUUAAAGACACCGCCAGCGACCAGAACCCCUCAGCCACCAAUGAGGACGAGACCAAACGCCAGAGCAAGAAGUACAGCGCCAGCUUCAAACAGAACCAGCUGGACGAGAAGUUGAGGCAGCUUGCUAAGAGCCAGGAGAGUGGAGAGACUACGGAAGGAAAGGGAACUACUAUUGAUGCAUUCAACGCAGAAACUGCAGUAGCUAUCGCAGCGCACCAGCUCCUCGCGGCGCCUAUCCCAAGCAUCCCAGUCUUCGAAGAGGACACCAACCCCACGAAGAAAUCGCCCAUCACCACAACCCAGCAAUACUACACCAGCUCGGAAACUGAGCCGUACACUGUCAGCAGAAAGACGGAAACAGAACCAUACACUGGAGGCAGAAAGACAGAAACUGAACCGUAUACUGACAGCAGAAAGACGGUCUACUUCGACGAGUAUACCAGCACCCCAAUUUACCAAACGCCCGCGUCUACUCAAGACUACAUAGCUACUGGGCAGGUCUUCACUGGUCUCUCAGAAAACUUUGACGUCCCAAGAGUUCCGCCAACUACCACUUACAUUCCAAAAUCCACCUUCAGGUCCAGUACUUUCCCUGUCAAAGAUGUAAGCCCUUCUGCUGUCCCUACACCGACAAUCAUCAACCCUGGCCUGACAGGUGUGUCUCCAACGAACUCCUUAAGACGUGUGCCUCCAACUAAUCCUGGACUAUCAAGUCUACCACCUCCUAUAGUCUCAUCGUCACCCAGAUUUGCAUCAACCACUCGAGGGUCUUCAACUCCUAGAUAUGUAUCGUCCAGUGAGAAGUUGAUCCCUGUUCCUGUAGAAGACUACGCUUUCUCGACGGGAGAAUACACUGGAGUGAGCCAGGAGCCAGCUUAUUUCACAAGGGAAUACUUACUGGAGUCCCCCGUUACCAAGACCUAUGAUGACGAAUACCAAUACCUGUCACCUGUCACGACCCCACAAACGUCCACGCGCAAAGUCCUCCGCAAGAAGCUUCAAAGGAAGAUCUCCACCACCAUCAGGCCCACCACGCCAACUUAUGAAGCCCCGGUGACGACCCCCAAGCCUGCGGUCCGAAGGGGGCAGGUCAGGGCAAAGCCCUUCGAGAAAAUCAAGCCAGCAGAGCCUAAGAGGACCUACAGGCCGAUAGAGAAUUAUGACUACUAUGAUGACGGGGAAGAGAAGGUGGCGGAGAAGUAUAUCGAAGGAGCUAAAGUGGUUCUGCAUGGAAAAGGUACAAUCGAAUGCCUAGACAUCGGCAACUUCCCGCACCCGACGUCCUGCAAGAAGUUCAUCUCGUGUUCCCGGCAGGAGACGGGCAACCUUAUCGGCUGGGCGUACAUCUGCCCUAAGGGACUCAGCUUCGACCCCGUGGGGGGCAUUUGUAACUGGUCGGCGGGGCUUGGCUGCGACGAGAAGGACGUUUAAGUGAUCCUCUUUAAAGCCGCCUUAAAAAUAGAUGCGGGCGCAGCUACACUUCUAGAAAUUGUAAGAAAAAUGGUGGUGUAGCAAGCGCGUCGUUAGUGACACCACUAUACCGCUCCUUGCGCCUCUAAUUUGAAGGCGCCUUAACAGUUUUGAUUUGAGCCAGUUAAUUGACAUUUUGAAUCCAUAGACAACCGAUUUCAUAAAAUAACCAGCCAAAGGUAAAAAAAUCGUUGACUUCUGAGGAGGGCAGUUGAACGGAAAGCAUGGUCAUUCACGGUUUUCAAUACAUUGAAAUCGAACGUACAUCGAGUGUCAAGCGACUUAUCGCGUGGACAACUUGCUUUAGACCCGAUGGCGUAUUCAAGUCAAGCUCAGUAACUUCAUCUCUACAGAAUCCGCAUAGACUUGUCGACAUAGAAAUGUCAUUUAAGUGGCUCUUAUUGGAUUUAUUUAUAUUUAUGUAGCUGGCACGGAUAGUUUCCAAGUAUAGAAAGUGUAACUUAUGGGGCUACUGGCGAAUGAGGUCCUCUUGCUCGCCAAUGCAUUGCAAUGGCGACAACUGAUGAGCG